Messenger RNA from Tarenaya hassleriana, 2202 nucleotides. RefSeq names its product probable apyrase 6. The transcript has 9 exons. NCBI's taxonomy places the organism in Eukaryota, Viridiplantae, Streptophyta, Magnoliopsida, Brassicales, Cleomaceae. The coding region runs from base 238 to 1890 and encodes 550 amino acids. The record is from RefSeq and is a predicted model, not a curated record. Gene Ontology annotation, cellular component: membrane. Gene Ontology annotation, biological process: nucleoside diphosphate catabolic process. Gene Ontology annotation, molecular function: nucleoside diphosphate phosphatase activity.
UUUCAAUUUUGAUUUUUUUAACCUUCUCGAGUACGACAACGGAGACUGAGGGCGGCGACGACCUUCUCCGGUGGCCCUCUCGAUCUCCGAUUAAGAAGAAAAAUCGUAAAAAAAGCAUAAAAUUUCGAAAACCCCACAAAAAAGUUGCGAAUUUCGGUACUUUUGUUCCUUCUUUUUUUGUAUUUCGUUCAGAUCUCAUGAUUCGUGGUCCGUGCCAUCGCGGUUCCUGAAUCGUUGAUGCGACGAUCCAAUGCCCAUUCCAGGGUGAAGAGUAAAUCAGACAGAGCAGGAAUGGAUCCGAUUAGACUCCAGACCCGACCCGGAAACCGAUCGUCGUCGAUCAACGCGUUCGCUAGAGCGAAUUCCAAAAACGCGAAAUCGAAUCCCAUGCUAACCAUCGCUUCCAUCGCAACUGCAGUGGGAUUUCUCUUCGUCUGCUAUUCGAUUUUGUUCCCCGGAAUGAAUCGGAUGAGCUCGCUCCGAUACAGCGUUGUGAUUGACGGGGGAAGCACAGGGACCAGAAUCCACGUUUUCGGGUACCGUAUCGAAUCCGGGAAACCCGUUUUUGAUUUCCGAGGACAAAAUUAUGCGAGCUUGAAGGUGAAUCCGGGCCUGUCGGCUUACGCGGAGGAUCCCGAUGGAGCGGACGUGUCAUUAUCGGAGCUUGUGGAGUUCGCGAAACGGAGAAUUCCGAAGGGGUUGUGGAUAGAGAGUGAGAUUAGGUUAAUGGCAACUGCUGGGAUGAGAUUGCUCGAAUUGCCUGUUCAGGAGCGGAUUCUAGAAGUUACGAGAAGGGUUCUGAGAACUUCUGGGUUUAAGUUCCGAGACGAAUGGAGCUCUGUAAUCUCGGGAUCUGAUGAAGGUAUAUACGCAUGGGUUGUGGCAAAUUAUGCGCUCGGUACUCUUGGAGGUGAUCCUCUUCAAACAACAGGGAUUAUUGAACUCGGAGGGGCUUCUGCUCAGGUGACGUUUCUGUCAAGUGAGCCAGUGCCCCCAGAGUUCUCACGUACAGUAUCAUUUGGAAAUUUUUCUUACAGCCUAUACAGUCACAGUUUCCUUCACUUCGGGCAGAAUGCUGCUCAUGAAAAACUAUGGGGAUCGCUCGUCUCAGCUGAACAGAAUUCGGCUGCUGAAUCUGUACAGAAAAGAAUAUUUAUGGACCCUUGUAUUCCUAAAGGCUAUGAUCUUGAUACGAACUCGCCAAAGCUUUUAUCUGGAUUCUUGGCUGGUAAAAAUACAUUUACCGCCGUUCAAGCUGGGGGUAAUUUCUCAGAGUGCCGGUCUGCCGCAUUGGCAAUCUUGCAGGAUGGAAAAGACGCAUGCCCCUAUCAACAUUGUUCUGUUGGAUCAACAUUCACACCUAAGCUCCGAGGGAAAUUUUUGGCGACAGAAAAUUUCUUCUAUACUUCUAAGUUCUUUGGGUUGGGAGAAAAGGCAUCGUUGUCUGAUCUGAUUUUUGCUGGAGAGAAAUUCUGUGGAGAGGAUUGGUCAAAGUUGCGGGUAAAAAACCCGUCACUAGAGGAUGAGGAUUUGCUCCGGUACUGCUUCUCCUCGGCGUAUAUUGCGGCACUACUUCACGAUAGUCUCGGUAUUUCUCCCGACGAUGGAAGAGUCAUAUUCACAAAUCAAGCGGGAGAGAUACCGCUUGAUUGGGCGUUAGGGGCAUUCAUCCUAAAUACAGCAAUGACCAUCUCUCAUGCAUCACCCCAUCAUCGUCUUGCUUGGUUCGAUGCCCUGAUCGGUCAGGACUCAACAAAGCUGCUCUAUCUCGUUGGUAUACCAAUCUUUCUUGCCUUUUCGGUAUAUUUGGUAUCGAAGUGGAGAAAACCGCAGCUGAAAACAGUGUAUGACCUCGAGAAAGGGCGGUAUAUAGUCACCCGAGUUAGAUGAUGAUCUGUCUCUCAGACAAGACAGAAAGGGCAAAACUCUUAUCAACCGUUGUCCCAUUGGUUCCUCCUCCUCCAUCUCCCCAAACCUAAGAGCCAUCUCUCAAUCGGGCACAUCUGAGUUGCUGUUCUUCAUGCUUUGGGGGGACUCAUAUGCAGGGUUUGGCUAAUGCCCCUUUUGCCCUUUUGUGUUGCUUUGGUUUGCAAUUUCAGUCGGGAAGAUUUCACAAAUUUAGAUCAUAUUGUCAUGAUUUGUAUUGUCACUGCCACGCUUGGUAUCUUCUUUUUAUAUAUAAAUUAGUGUUUUUCUCUCUCA